Molecule: messenger RNA, 5808 nt
Organism: Yamadazyma jaroonii
Lineage: Eukaryota; Fungi; Ascomycota; Pichiomycetes; Serinales; Debaryomycetaceae
Source: the annotation of a GenBank genome assembly
AUGAGUGAAGAAUCAGGCUACAAUUAUCCUAAUAAUGAUGAUCAAUUGAUGGAUAUACAAAAUGAUAGUGAGGAUGGCAUUGACUACACUAAUUAUAGUGAAGAUCAUGACAUGGAAGAGGCCCAGGAUUCCGAUGAAGAUGUUAAUGUAGACCAGCCUGAUAUCGUUAGAUAUUCUGAUAUAGAAGUAAUAGAUUCAGAACUGCCUGACGAAGAGGGGGAAGAGGAGGAAGAGCAUGAAGGAGAAGAUGACCAUCAAGGAAGUGAAAUUCAAGAACAAGAAGAGCCAGAACUUGAAUAUGAAGAUGAUGAAGAUGAAGCUAUAGAAAACAAUAAUUAUGAAUCACACCCUGAAGAGGAUGAUCAAGAUGAGGAGGUUCAUGAAGAUGAAGAGGUCCAUGAAGAUGAAGAGGUUCAUGAAGAUGAAGAAACUCAUGAAGAUGAAGAAACUCAUGAAGAUGAAGAAGCUCAUGGAGAUCAACAUCAAGAAUACCAGCAAGAACCAUUACAUCAAGAAGAUCAAGAAAUGGAAACUGACGAUCAAACUAAAGCUGAAGAAGAACCUGAACAAGAGCCUGAACAGGAAGAACAGGAAGAACAAGGAGAUUUUAAUGGUGAAGUGGAAGAUAUUGAGCAUUCUGAACAGGAAGUGGAGCCUGAAGAUAUCGAGCAAGAUAUCGAGCAAGACCUCGAUCAGGAACAAGAUAUCGACCAGGCAGUAGACCAAAAUUUAGAUCAAGCUGUAGAUGAAGAUUUAGGUCAAGCUGUAGAUCAAGAUGUAGAUGAAGAUGUAGAUCAAGAAAAUCAAGAAAAUCAAGAAAAUCAAGAAGACCAAGAAGAUCAAGAACACAUUCCUGGUGAAAAUCAAAUUAAUCCCGAUCAAGAAAAUCAAAUUCCUGAAAUCGUCUUACCUCAAGAAGAAAACGAUAUCGUGGAAGAAAUGAAUACUUCUGGAUUCCAAAUCCCCAUAACUAAUCAUCAAUUCACCACUCCACUGAAAAGUUUACCUCCAUUGAAAGAUAUUGAUACUAUUGAAACCCCUAAAUCAUUCAAUGUGGCCAAAGAUAAUGACGUUGAAAGUUCGCCAUUAGUUUAUACUAACGACCGAAGUAUGAAAAUGAUGGAGUCAGAAACUGAUGCCAUUACUUUAGUUUCAAUUUAUUUGGAUUUACCAGAACAAGAAGUAACUCAAUUAGGUAAUAAAGUCAUCGAUAGAUUAUUAAAGAAAUCAUUAGAAUAUUCCGAAAUCAAUUCUGAAGUAUCGUUCCUUAAAUUGAAUCAAGAGAAAAUAUCACAAGUUAAUGAUAAUAAAUAUAAAUCAUUAUAUUCCAAAUAUGAAACUAUUAAUCAACAAUUGAAUGACACCAUAAUAGAAAAGGAGGAAUUAUUCAAAUCCAAACAAGAAACCAAUUCAUUGGUUGAAAAAUAUCAAACUGAUAAUAACAAAUUGACAAGUCAAUUGAAUGAAAUGAGGAGUAAGUUAGAGACGUUAGAAAAUCAAAAUUCUUCAAAUUCCAAUAAGUUGGAAAUCGAUAUCAUAAGUUAUAAUAAUCAAAUCAAUGAAUUGACCAAGGAUAAUAUUGAAAAGACCCAAAAGAUUAAUGAGUUAACUAAAUCCAUCAAUGAAAUAAGUAAUGAGAGUUUCAAUGUUAAAUUCAAAUUAACUAAAGUAUCGAAUGAAUGUAAUUUUUUCAAGAAAGAAAAACAAUGGUUUGAAAGUGAAUGGAAACAAUGUCAAGAGAGAUUUAGUGAAUUAACUAAGAAUUAUCAAACUGAAAAGAUCACUAAAACUAAUGAAAUAUUGGAUUUGAGUAAUAAAUUAUCAUCAACUACUAAAAUCAAUGAAACUUUGACUGGCAAUUUUAACACCCUCGAAGGUAAAUUAGAAAGUAAAAUCAAUGAAAUCAACGAUAUUAGGAAUAAAUUUGAACUUUCAAAGAUUAAUUUUGAAAAACAAUUGAAAUCUAAAGAUGAAUUGCUUGAGAUGUUGAAUAUUAAGAAUGAUGAGAAUGUUGAAAGAAUUAAUCAAUUAGAUAAAUAUAUUGAAGAUAUUAAAGAGAAAUCAUCCAAUAAGAUCAAUGAAUUGACGAUAAAUUAUAAUCAGAAAUUAGAAAAAUGUAUUGAAUUAGAAGAGAAAUUGAAAAGAACUGAAGAUGCUUUAGAACAAAAUUUACGUCAAGAAAACGAUUUACCCAAAUUAACCACCACUGGAGAUUUAAUAGCAUCCAAUGUUAAUGGAAUUUCAUUAUCAACAUUAUAUUCAGAAUUCAACCAUAUCAAGAAACAAUUAAUCUUGGAAAGAUCUCAAAAGGAGAAAUUAUCCAAUCAAUUAGAAAUGUUUAUUAAUGAAUUAGAAAGUAAGAAACCUGCUAUAUUGAAUUAUAAAGAACAAAUCAAAUUCUAUGAAACUUCAAUGAAAGAAAUGGUCAAUAAAAUUGAAAAUAUAAGAUUUGAAAAAUUAGAAAGUGAUAAGAAGAUCAAUAGAUUUAAAUCUAAAAUCAUUGAAAAUGAAAAUGAAUUGGUUUCAAUGAAAAAAUUAUGUAAAGAUUUAGGUAAACAAUUAUGUUAUUAUUUAAUUCAUUCUAAAAUUAGAGAUAAUAAUGAUAAUCCUUUAAGUUUAGUUGAAAGAAAUGCCAUUGAAAAUAUCUUGGAAAAAACCGGUAAUAAAGAAAUUUUAAAUGAAUCUGAUACUGAUAAAUUAAUAAGUGAAAGAUUAGUUGAAUUUGCUAAUAUUAUUGAAUUACAACAAAAGAAUAAUGAACUUUUGGUGAUUACCAGACAAUUAGGUAAGAAAUUAGAAACUCAAGAUGAUAAAUCAAAUGAAUUAGAAUCUGUAGUUAUUGAAGAAGCUAAAGAUGCUAUAUUAACUUUAGAAGGGGAAUUAAAUAGUUUAAAAACUAAAUAUGAUGCUGUAUCUAAAGAAAGAGAUGUUUUAAAAUCCAUUGGUAGUAAAUCAAUUGAUAAUAAUAAUGAAAGUUAUUUAGUUGAAGUUAAUAAUGAUUUAAAAACUCGUAUUAAAGAUUAUGAACAAUUAAUUGAUAAGAAUCAAAAUGAUUUUAAUGGUAAAAUCCAACAUUUAACUAAGAAAUUAGAUAUGACUAUUGGUGAAAGGGAUGAAUUAAAAUUAAAAAUCAAUUCAAUGAAACAUCAAGUUGAAUUAAUUGAAACUAAAUAUAAUAAUUGUCAAAUGACAUUGGAAAAUACCAAUGAUGAAAUCAAAAGAUUACAAGAUAAUUCGAAUUUUUGGCAACAACAAGCUUCUAAACAAGAAGUUUUACUCAUUAAUAAAAAUAAUGAAUUGAAAGAUAUUGAAAAUAAAUUAUCCAAUCAAAAGAUCCAAUUAAAUACUCUAACUAAUGAAAAUAAUCUUUUGAAAUCAAUGGAAUCAAACUUAAAUAAUGAUAUUAAUCAAUUAAAGAAAGAUAAAUCUCAAUUGAAUGAAUUUGUUAGUAAUUUACAAUCAUUAUUAAAGGAAAGAGAUGUUUCAAGUAUGGAAUUAAAUGAUCGAUUAAAUCAAUCAAUUAAGAAUUAUCAAACUUUACAAGAGAAAUUGAUUGAAAGAGAUGAGAAAUUAUCAAUUUUAACUAAUCAAUCAGAAUUGGCAUUAAAAUCUCAAAAUACAAGAUUAGAACAAUUUAAUGAUUUAAGUCAUAAAUUAAUGUCAACCAAGAUUCAAUUAGAAGAAAGAGAGAAAUUGGUAGAAACUUUAAAUAAUAGAAUCAAUGAAUUAUCAGAUAAAUUACAUAAUCGGGACAUUCAAUUAAAAGCUUUCCAAAUUGGUAAUACAACUACUGUACCAAGUAAUAUUGAUAAUGAUAAUAUUGAAAUCGAUCAAUUAAAACAUGAAUUAAAACUUGCUGAAUUACAAGUUAAUGAAUUAUCAUCAAUUGCUAAAAGUGCAGAAGAAGCUUUAGUUAAUAUUACCAAUUCUUUUGAAGAUUUUAAAGUUGAAAGUGAUAAUACUAAGAUUAAUUUAACUAAAGAGAAAGAAAAUUUGAUUGAACAAGUUGAAAAAUUAACUAAAGAUAUUAAUUCUUUAAAUAAUGAUUUUACUAUUAAGAAUAAUAAUUAUCAAAAUCAAAUUAAUGAAUUGAAAUUACAAUUAGAAUCUUCAAUGGCAAAAGCAAAUUCUUAUGAUUCAUUAGAAUUAAGUUAUGAAGAAAAAUUGAAAGGUAUUAAAAAUGAACUUGAAAUUUAUACUAAAUUAUCUGAUGAAAACCAAAAGAAAUAUAAUGAAGAAGUUAAUAAGAAUGAUCAACUUUCCAAGAAUAUUCAUAUUUUGAAAGAAGAAAAUGAAUCUUUGAAAAUUAAUAUCAAUAAUUUACAAUCAAAAAUUGAUGAAAUUCAAUCUUCAUUACAAGAUUCUGAAAGUUUGGUGGCUAAUGAAAGAUCAAAAGUUGAAGAUGAAAUCAAUGAACAAGAUUUAAAGAUUAAAGAGCUUGAAAAUCAAAAUAAUAUUUUAUUAAAUCAAUUAGAAUUAAUGAAACAUCAACCUUAUGACGAAAAGAAUGGUGGAGAUAAUGAAUUAUUUGAACUUCGUCAAGUUGUUAAUUUUGUUCGUCGUGAAAAGGAAGCUGCUGAAUCUAAAGUGACUCUUUUGAAUGAAGAAAUUAAUAAAGUUCAAUUGAAAUUGAAUUCAACUUUGAAUGAAUUAGAAUCAACUAAAAAUGUAUCUCAAACUAAUGUUGAAAUCAUUGAUAAUAAGGAACAUGAGAAAUUAUUAGAACAAUUAGAACAAAUGAAUCUUUUAAGAGAAAGUAAUGUCACUUUACGUAAUGAAAAUCAAGAAUAUAUUAAACAAAUUCAAAAAUUCGAAGUUCAAAUUAAAGCUAUUCAAAAUAAAGUUAAUCCUUUAGAAGCUGAAAUUAAGAAAUUGAAUAAUUUAAUCAAUGAAAGGGAUCAAUCUAUUAGAUUAUUGAAUGAAGAAAAUAAAUCAUUAUUAGCAGCUUCAAAUGUUUCAAAAGUUGAAAAUCCAAUUGAAACUGAAGAAUAUAAAGCUUUGAAAACAAGAUUCGAUAAUUUAUUAGAAGAAUCUAAAACAAAAUUAGGUGCUUCUAGAGCUAGAAAUAAAGCUAAUGUCGAAACCAUUGAAACUUUAAAUAAUGAUAUAACUAAAUUAAAAGCUCAAAUUGAAGAAUUUAAGACUAAUCAUGAAGCUCAAAUUAAUGAAUUCAAAUCUAAACAAUCUAGUGAUGAUUUAGAUAAAUUGAAAUCCCAAUUCAAUGAAGAAAAGUCAAAAUUAAUUGAAGAAUAUGAACUGAAAUUGAAGAAUGCUUUGAGUUCAAAAACUGAAACUGAUGAUUGGGAAAAGAAAUAUCAACAAUUAGAAUCAUCGAUUGAAUCAACUAAAUUACAAUUGCAAAAUGAAUUUGAAAAGAAACUUCAACAACAAAUUAAUCAACCGGGAGAUUCUGAAGACAAAAUCAAAAUCUUAAAAGAAGAAUUUGCCAAACAAUUGGAAAAAGAAAAAGAUGAUGUUAAGACUCAAACAGAAAAGAAGUUCGAGAUCAAGAUGAGAAUGUUGAAUAAGAAACUUGAUAGGUUAAGUGAUAAAUCAUCACCAGCUCCUGAUCAAAAUUCUACCCCAACCCAAACACCUAGUCAACCUCCUGUGCAAACUCAACCUACAAAUCAAGGUUUUUCAAAAGAAACUCCUUUAGGUCAUCAAUUCACUGAAAGUACAUUAACAGUUCGUGUGCCUGAAAAGAAUGAUAAAAAGAUAAAUAAGCCUAACCCUAAAAAGGGUAAUGAUCAAAAGAGGAAGUUUACACCUCAACCUCAUAAGGCCAAUAAGAAGCCUAAAGAAUAA